AUGCAAGCGGUAAAUACAGAAAUUUACAAACGACUUGAUUCGGAGGUGGCGUUAAUUCGUGCUAUUGCUGAUUAUCUUAUUAGUUCGGGUGGUAAACGAUUAAGACCUACCUUGUUGAUUUUAAUGGCCAACGCACUCGGAUAUCAGGGCAACCAUCAUCGCAUAUUGGCUGCCGUGAUUGAAUUUAUUCAUACCUCGACUUUGUUGCAUGAUGAUGUGGUUGACGAAUCCGAUUUACGUCGAGGGCGCGAGACCGCCAAUGUCGCAUUUGGUAAUGCGGCCAGUGUGUUGGUGGGGGACUAUCUUUAUUCUCGUUCUUUUGAAAUGAUGGUUGAAGUGGAGUCUAUGCGGAUUAUGCAGGUUAUCUCUCAGGCAACGACCGUGAUUGCGGAGGGAGAAGUGCUUCAGUUAAUGAAUCUGCAUGAUGUUGACGUGACAGAAUCACGUUAUAUGCAGGUGAUUCGUUAUAAAACGGCCAAAUUGUUUGAAGUGGCAACGCAGGUUGCCGCGAUUUUGGCAGAGGUAGAAAAGCCCGUCGAAGAGGCUGUUAAAGCCUAUGGUCGUCAUAUUGGGACGGCUUUUCAAUUGGUGGAUGAUGUCUUGGACUAUUCUGGGAAUUGUGUCAGUUUGGGGAAAAAUUUGGGAGACGACCUUAAAGAGGGCAAGCCUACUUUGCCUUUAAUCCGCCUAUUGGAUGUGGGAACCGUAGAACAACAAGCCUUGAUUCGUCAUGCCAUCAAAACAGGGGAAGCCGAUUUUGAAGCCGUCGCUCAAGUCAUUCAAUCUUCAGAUGCAUUGGAUUAUGCCAUGGGUAAAGCACGUCAAGAAGUAAAACUGGCACAAGCCGCCUUAGCGUGUUUGCCUGAGUCUGUCUAUAAAGAUGCCUUAAUGCGUGUAGGACAGUUUGCCUUAGAAAGGACAGUUUAA
Globicephala melas (long-finned pilot whale) is the source of this 927-nucleotide messenger RNA. RefSeq names its product octaprenyl diphosphate synthase-like. The record is from RefSeq and is a predicted model, not a curated record. Gene Ontology annotation, biological process: isoprenoid biosynthetic process. Gene Ontology annotation, molecular function: prenyltransferase activity. Lineage: Eukaryota; Metazoa; Chordata; Mammalia; Artiodactyla; Delphinidae.